Plasmodium yoelii is the source of this 2973-nucleotide messenger RNA. Its product is annotated as conserved Plasmodium protein, unknown function. The transcript has a single exon. Lineage: Eukaryota; Apicomplexa; Aconoidasida; Haemosporida; Plasmodiidae. The coding region runs from base 1 to 2973 and encodes 990 amino acids. The record is from RefSeq and is a predicted model, not a curated record.
AUGGAAGAAAACAUAACGUUUCUUUUAGAAAAUCUAAAUUUUUUUGAACUAUACAACUAUAUAGAUACCAAUCAAAGCGAAAUCGAUGAUAUUGCUAAAUGCAUACAUCAUAAUCACCUUUUUAUUAUGGCUAAAAUAUUAGAAAAAUGCAAUAAUGAAAAAACAAAUAUAAACUUAUUUAAUAAAAAUAUACUCAACGAAUUUGAAAAUGAAAUUAUAAAAAAGGACAAUCAACAAAUAGGUUUUUAUUUAAGAUUGUAUAUUUACCUUUUAUAUAAGGUUCUGCUUUUUUUCAAUCAAAUAUAUUACGAAAGAAGUAAAAAUAUAUGUGAAAUAUUUGUUAAUUUUUCGUUUAAACUUUUGAUUUUUUAUGAUGAUCAAACUUUUGUGUUAUCCAUCCUCAAGGACUUGAAUAAAAAAAUACGUACAGAAGGAAAUGACAUGUCGAGGAAUAAUAGUAGUAGUGAAAAAGAGGGUAAUCAAAAAUAUCACUCCAAAAAAAAUGUUCAUUCUUCCUUUCGAGAACUUGAAAAAAACAUUUUGGAUCUGUACUUUUUUGUUAACUUACCCAAUUAUAUAUUUUUAAAUUGCUAUUUAAUAUAUUUAUAUUAUAAUAUUCCAAUAGAAAAUAACCAUAGUUUAAGAGAAGAAAGAUUAAAUCAAAUCUAUUAUGUCUUGUGUAAAAUUAUUGAUAUUUUUGAAUCCCUUGAUGAUCAAAAUAAUGAAUAUAUUUCAAGCGACCAAAUGCUAUUAUUUUUAUCCAAACAGAAAGAAAACAUUCAAAGUCAAAAAUAUGAAAAGGAUUGGAUUGAAUUUGUCGAUGAAAAUAAAAAUAUUACGUUAAUUUACAAAAAAUCAAACACACCAUCCAUCUUAUAUAAAACGAUUGAUAUACCAUUUAAUACAAAUAUAUAUUUAUUAGAACAAAAUCAAUACUUACAAAAUUAUAAUAGUCAAAAUAUUAAUAUAAAUAAUUUUCUUUUGCUUCUUAAAAUUAUGUCCCCUUAUUUUUUUCUGUGGGUAUCUAAGAAAGCCGAAGGACAAGAAAAUGUAGAUCAAGAUUUUCAAAAAAUAUUUCAAAUCAAUCUACAAAAUGAAUUAUAUAAAUUUGAUUAUUAUUUUGUAUAUGAUAAUUUUAAAAGUUAUAACAUUAUUAAUGAAACUACUUCAUUAUUGUUUUUCUUUUUUUUUUUGUUGGAAAGCAUUUUCACAUCUCUAUCGAUUGGCAAAAUAAAUAACAUCAAAGACCAAACAAAUGAACACAAUUUGAUUAAAAAAUUACUAAAUAAUUAUAUUUCCUUUUUUAAAAGAAGACAUAAUUUGUCACGUCGAAAAAUGCACAAAUUAGUAAUGCAUAUUUUGAAAUGGGAAAAAACUGAUAUUUCUGAGCCAAAAAUAGAAGAAGUAUUUUUGAAUACACCGCAAAAAAAAAUAGGUACAAACAUAAUAGACACAAAAAGUUUAUUUCCUGAUUAUGAUAUACUAAUUAAAAAUACAGAAAAUAUUAUUACUAAAUUAAAAUGGUUAACAACAUGGGCAUAUAUAUCCUCUGACGAUGCCUACGAAUUAAAUUUUUUCCAUCUAUCCAAUUCGUUUAUUUUUAAUUAUAACAAUGAUAAUGGCUACAAAUUUACAAAUAUUCUAAAUGAAUAUUUAUAUAAAAAAUAUAAUUUUUUUGUCUAUAAUUCUAUGCUUUUUAAAAACACAUAUGAGCAUAAAACAUUGAAUUAUAAAUAUGUGGAUGCGUUUUCUAAUGCUAUUUCAAAAAUCAUUAUCUCGAUAAUUUAUACGAUAGUUGUUUUUUGUGACCCAAUUCAAACAACAAAAGAUGCCAUAACAAAAAAUCCCAAAACAAAAGAUGCCAUAACAAAAAAUCCCAAAACAAAAGAUGCCAUAACAAAAGAUGUCAUAACAAAAGAUGCCAUAACAAAAGAUGCCAAAACAAAAGAUACCAAAAUAAAAGAUAAAGAAACAGAACCUAUCCUUAAUGGAAAUUCUUUUGACUGGAACUUAUCCUAUUUAAACAAAUUUGAAAAGGAAGCUGAAAUGAAAUGGGUAGAAGAAAAUAUUAUACAUUUCACCAAAAAUAUAGAAUUUUCAGAAAAAUAUGAAUAUUUUUUUAGUGAUAUACUUUUUAUAUGCUUUAAAAUGAUAAACUUUCCCAAUGAAAAUAUUCAAAAAAAUUGUAUAUCUAUAAUUAAAAUUAUCGUAUCAAAAAUAAAUAUCGAAAAAAAUUCACAUAUUAAAUAUAUUAGUAAAAAAAUAGACGCAUUGAUUUCUUUCAUAUGUGAAGAUGAAGCUGCUAUUUCUGAAGAUAAUGACAAUGCUAUUCAAAAUGAAGCUAUAAAAAUAUAUAUAUUUAUAAAAUGUAAAAUUAAAAAAGAAAUAAAUAUAAAUUUAAUUGAAUCUUUGGAAAAAUUAAUAAAUACCUUAUCCUUAAAAAAAAAUAAUAAAACAUUAUGUUCUUCCAUUUGCAUAAAUAUAUUAGCCUCAUUUUAUUAUCAGCCACUGCUAGUACCAUUUUUAUUACACAAAUAUAUCAACAUAAUUUGUUAUUUAAUCGAAUCCAAUAAUAUAAGUAUUAUAAUAGAGGCCUUAAAAUGUAUAUAUAUUUUAUUUAAAAUAAAUAAGGAUCAUAUGAAAAUCUAUAGCUACGAUAUAGUAUAUAGAUUACAUUUAUUAUUUAAUGUUUUUCGAAAAAAUAAUCUAACAAAUUCUCAAAGCGAUCAAAUAAAAACAGAUAUCCCUAAUAACAUAACCAUAUUUUUAUCAAAUUUUUUUUUUAAUUAUACAGACAUUGAAAAAAAUAGGGACGAAGUAUUAUUACAGAUUAAACUUAUUCUACAUUGCAUUUAUACAUCAACGCCCCAAGACGAAUAUAAUACAAUGAUUAGUAUUUUCGCACACCAUCCAAAAGAGUUUAAAGAGCAUUCCGAACAUUUUCAAAUAUUUUCCAGAUUCGUGCGGGAGUAG